UGUUUGUGCCAUGGAAUUGGAAAAGAACAGUGAUGCUAAAAGCAACAAAAGAUGCUUCAAUCAGACCUUCCUUCUUUCUUCUUGCACUGAGAAAGCUGAGCAUAUGCUCAUCAGAGAUGCUGCAGCAGGACCCAACCACUCUGGUUCUGGCCAGGCAUGUUCUGCCAAUGUUCCUGAAGUAAAGUUGUCAGCGGAAAAUUUACCCUACUUAUCUGUAGAUGCAGAUUGUGAAAUGUGUAAUAAAAAGAGGAUGGGAAUUGGUUGUGCAAAGGUAGAUGAAAGCAAGAAAGAAGCUGAUGGGUUGGAAAGGGCAUCUGAUGAUACACACUUCAAUUGCGGGGGGUGUGAUCAUUGCAGACAAAGCUAUUUGACUGAAGAUUCACAGCUGGAGUAUCUCAGUGCUCAUGAGCAAGAUUUUGAUGAUGAGAAUAGCUCAAGUGAGUUUUCUGAACUAAGGGGAACUACAGAAACUGAAACCUUAGGUCUGAUAGACCCCAUUUAUGAAGUUACAGGGGAUGGAGUCACACACGAACAAAAUCUCACAGACCUGUCAGAAGAUUGCUGUUCUGCUUCUGAGUAUAUCAUAGAUGACCAGACCUGCCCAGAAGCAGCUAUGCCAGAGCUUCCCCACCUGCUUGAGCACUCUCUGUCUCUGCAAGAUUGCAGUGGCAUGACUUGUGAUCAUCAGGAAGAGCAAACAGAGUAUCAUAGUGUUGUUUGUGGAAAUACACUUGAAAGUCAUUCUCAUGGGGUCUGUCCAAAUCUGUCUGUAUAUGACAGUUCAGAAGAUGGAGAGGUGAAAGACAUGUCACUGACUGAUGGCAUGCUGCCACCCCAAAUGGCUGUAACUGAAGAAGUGUCUGCAAAAACUGGUGGACACAUCGACAGCAUCUCAGUGAAGCAAAGCAAUUCUUCACUGUCUCUGAGAGAAAGAGCCCCUGCAGUAGCCACGCAAGUUUGCAGACAUGAAGAGGACUCAGAUUUCUGCAGUUGUGAAGAAUCUGGCAUGUGCACACAUGGUGCCACCUGCACUGACUGCACUGCAAAGGAUGCUGAAACCUAUAUUGCAAUUUCUGACGUUCCCACUAGCAAGAAACUUUUGAGGGUGGAACUUGCAGAUAAAUCCUCCCCUGGAAAUCGCAACUCUCUGAACUCAGAGCUGGAGCAUUGUGAAAGCUUGAUAAACACUGCCUGUGCCUCUGCAGUUAACCAGGCUGUUGAUGUGAGUUCUGAUUUUAGAGCUUGCUUUACAACAAGCAGAAGUACCUGUGCUCAGGUUCAUCUCUUGUCCAGGGCUAUUAAUACAGAGAUAACAAUGAUGAACACAUCUCAACAGAUGGGAUGGUGGGGUGAAAACUGUGCAGAUGUUGCUUGUAAGACAGACUGCUCGUAUGAAGCUGGUAGUACAAAGGAAAUUCGGCCACAGGUUACUGACACGCUGGAAGAACCCUCAGAUGGUGGUGCUGCAAUAGCUGAAAGAAGUUCACAAAUUCAGGAACAGCAGGAAUCCAAAACUGAGACAAGUGGCAGUGACUUACAGAUAAGCGCUGACAGGCUGGUACACCUUGACAAACAACCUGUGAAGAAUUCUGCAUCAGCUGACUGUCAAAAAAUACUGGAGAGAGCGACUGAAGCAGAAUUGCAGGUUCUGAAUGCCCAUUUUCAUAUGUGUUAUCAGCACUGCUGGAAGAUUUACAGACUGGCUCUGGAGGAAAACAGAUGUUUUAUCAGAUUUAAUGAAAAAUCAGAAUUAGAUUCAUCUCUCUCACUGGUUUUGGAAGAACUAGAAAAGAAUUACAACAGUAUGAAGAUGAAAAUAAAAACGGGUGUACCUUUAAGUGCACUUCCUCCACUAUCAGUUGAGAUGAAGUUUUUCCAAAUCUACUCUUCUUAUGUCCCCUCCAAGUUGUUCAGAGAGGAUCUCUGCACUGAUUCUGUUUCAGGUAAAAGAAAAUCUGAUUCUAAAGCAUCAGAACUGCAAGAAAGGAAGAUUUCUGACACCAUGGUAUGGACUUCUUCAUUACCGAGUUUCAUAGACAUUAAUGUUGUGAAGCAUAGUCUCCUUUUAGGUAUAUGCAAAUGCAAGCACAGUCUGAAGGGCUCAAGCAGGGAUUCUGUGUCAGUAAUUGCCAAAGCAGCCCAUGACAAACCACAGGUUGAAGAUGUAACUGAUAGAGUUGAGCCAAGUGACUCUACUUCAUCCAAGACUUGGAAAGAACAACCUAAAGAUCAGGGUGAGGAAUGUGGCUGUGUGAAAAAUGAAGAAGGGAAUGAAGAUUGGUUUGAUGCUAAAGAGAACUUGACAGUAGCAAAUUGUUCAGUAAUAGGCAAAGACACAAAAAAGCAACAAGAAGAACAAGACACAGCUGAUUUAAGAGAAGCAAGGAGUGGAGAUGAGUAUUUUAUUUGUGUUGAUGGCCUACAUUCCUCAGUGUCAGAGGCUGAUCUAAGAUCACAUUUCCAGAAGUAUCCUAUUCGUGACGUUCUUGUCUCUGUGGAAUCUAAUAACUGCAGAUGCGCCCUUAUUUCCUUUAAAGACAUCAGUAAAGCCAAGUUAGCUGUAGAGAAAAUGAACCAGAAAAAGAUAAAAGGAAAAGAAAUAACUGCUAAAAUCAUAAACACUGUAUCAGGGAGUAAAUAUCUGGUUUCCCAAGUGCUUACAAAUAAGCUUUCACCUGAAAUCCAACCUGUUGAGAAGAGUCAAAGAAGUGAUCAAAGUAACACGCUCGCUUCAGCCUUCAAUUCUGUGGAAGCCCCCAUCACUGCUUCUGCUGCUGAGAAAAUAACUUCUUCAAAAACCUCUUGCUCUACACAUGUGCCUUCAGAAACAAAGUGCCCUGAUUGGAAACCACCUACUGAAGGUCCUUACUUGCCUGAAGUUAAAAAAAAGGAUACUGGAGAAAACUUCCUGUUCAAAACAUCUUACUCCAAUAAGCCAUAUGAUGCCUUUAUUUUACCUGAUAAUUUGAACUUGAGCAGUUUUACCAAGUUAGUUGAGAAACUUAGAAGACUUCAUCCACAGGCUAGCAGAGAUGCAAUUUUGGCUGCCUUGCUGGAGGUGAGGAAAAACAACAAUGGUAUCCUAAGUGGCUUGACCAUCAAUACCAUUACGGCAAGGACCUCUGCCAUUCUAAGGAAAUCCAGUCAGAAGUGAGACAAGGCAUGUAAAUAAUAAAUGGCUUUCCAACUAUGAAGAACUGAUCAUCUCCCAUUGGAAGGUGAAGAUUUUGCGAUUUCCAUACUUCAGCUUGUUCUGGGAUCCUGUUGUACUUCUUGUUGGUUUAUUUCAGCAGAUCUUAUUGAAAACUCAGGUGGCAUCACUGUUUCAUGUUCUGUUUUAUCCAAGAGAAUAUAACCUGAAGGUCAGUUUGAGGUGUUUUUCUGUGUAUGCAGAUAUUCGUCCCAGUUUUGUUAUUCCUCAUAGUUGGUUCAAGCAUUUCAGAAGGUUUCCCUAGGGUAGAUAGAUCACACUUUAGUGGAACAAGACUCCUAAUAUUGGCAGGGCUUUUCUAGGCUGCAGUCCACAACACCCAGCUCUGGCAUGCCACUUAAUUUUAGACAGGAUAGCAGCUUCUAAGAUGUUAACAAAUAGCCAACAUGCUUGUGCUUUCCAGAUAAUCUGAUUCUGAAUAGUCUUGUUGAAAUUCCCUAUAUUCUUUGAACAUCAGGGAAGCACAGAGGAGACAGCAGGGGCUUUACUGGAGAAAACCAGGCUUUGGAGCUGGCAGUGCUGGUGCAUUGGUUACCUAAUGCAGCACUCCUUUGACUCAGGAGUGUGUUGCAUGCUGCAGAGCAGUGGUACGGCUUAAACAGCUCCUUCAGGAUGCAACCUGGAUUCCCCCUCUUAACCCUCCUGCCCCAAACAGGGCAUUUUCUUCUCUCAUAUUCCACUUGUGUUGUUGUAAGCAGAGAAUGGGCUUCUAAAUCCUUUUUUGUGUGUCCCAUGGUCUGAUACAGUGGGAAGCACACACCUCCUGAAACUUUUGUGUUGGGUUGAUAAAGGGAUAUACUGUACAGAAGAGGUCUAGAUUUUAAAUCCACUUCUGACAAAGAAAGGCAGCUUCAGUGUAUGUGUCUAGUCUGGGGUGAGGAGAAUUAUCCUUGAUUGACAAAGACUCAUGCUGUGAUAUUGCAGGAAAGACAGUAUGCUGCUAUUGUACAUCUCUGUUUCUUCACUGUACUUAGU
Molecule: messenger RNA, 4186 nt
Organism: Melopsittacus undulatus (budgerigar)
Lineage: Eukaryota; Metazoa; Chordata; Aves; Psittaciformes; Psittaculidae
Gene: RBM44
Product: RNA binding motif protein 44
Exons: 14
Coding region: 11-3154 (1047 amino acids)
Molecular function (GO): RNA binding
Source: RefSeq, a predicted model, not a curated record